UCAAAACACGGAAGCGGAGACAGCAGAAUGCUAAAACUACAACCAGACACAAAAACGUAUAAAAGGAUCAGAUGUCACUGUAACUAGCUGCAUUAUACAUUUAUUAACUUUAAUUUAACCACUCAGUGUAUUUAAAACGUUGUAGUUAUUGUUCAUCUUUAUUUUAUAUUCGUAGUUUAUUGAUGUUGUUCAGAGGAAGCUAACGAGGCUAACAGGUUAGCAUGGGUCACAACAUGUUCCGGACCGGCUUCCUGGUUCGGGCCACACACACCCUGCUGACCUGGGUGAUAACACUCACACUGUUCCUGCACAACACAGAUCUGCGGAAGUGUGAGGAGCGAGGAGAGCUGCUGCUGCCGGUUCUGUUCUGCCUGGUGGUCGUGCUGUCGGUGCUUUUAUACUUUGCUGUUUCCUUAAUGGACCCUGGCUUUGUCCUCACAGACGCUGCGAAGGGCGUUCAGGGCUCCAACGAGGAGAUGGAGACGAUGAUUCCUCAGUCUGCGACCCCUCGGCUGCGGCGCUGUGGAUACUGUCUGCUGCAGCAGCCAAUGAGAGCCAAGCACUGCCAGACGUGUAAACGCUGCGUCCGGCGCUUCGACCACCACUGCCCGUGGAUCGAGAACUGCGUGGGGGAGAGGAACCACCGCUGGUUCAUCGUCUACCUGCUGGUGCAGCUGCUCGCUCUGCUGUGGGCUCUUCACAUCGCUCUGUCUGGGAUCUCAUCCAGCGUGUCGUGGGAGCUGUGGUUCAGAGUGAACGGCUUCCUGCUGGCGGCGCUGGGCGUGGUCGGUGUUUUCUCCGUGGUGGUCGUGCUGCUGCUGGGCUGCCACCUCUACCUGGUCUCCGUCAACUGCACCACCUGGGAGUUCAUGUCUCGACACCGGAUCUCGUACCUGAAGAACUGCGGGGACGAGGAGAACCCGUUCGACCGAGGAGUCUUCUGCAACCUGUGGGAUUUCUUCUGCAUCUGCAGGACGGUGAUGUGGGAGAAAAUGUACCAAAGAAACAACUGGAAUACAGUCUGACCUUCAAACAGACCACAGCUCAACAUCUGGACUCGAGUCAGACGAUACACUCGGGAAGAAAAUCCGUGAUAAACCUCACUGCCGUCCUGCGAGGAUAUGAUUUUUAUUUCCCUUAGCAGUGACCUGUAGCACCAUAAACACCGAGCAUAUCACUGAACACUGAAACACGACUGUUAAAUAGAUAUUUGGGGUAUCUACUAGGGAUGUUACAAUUCUCAAUAUAAAAUCGGUACGGCAUCCACGGUUCAAUACGCGCUUGUGUGGUUUACGGGUUUGUAACGUUAGCAGGCUGUGACGUUAACUGUAAAGUUAGCAGGCCGUCAUGCAGCCAUCAGCUGAUCCAUGCAGACUGGGUGAGAGUGAACAGUGAAGCAGCUCUUCAAACAAAGUCACCACACAAAAUGAGAUAUCAACGCUAGUCUACCAAAAACAUCUGAACUGAAUCAACUAAAAACCACGUAUUGAACGUAUUGAACUGUGGGCUGACUGUAUUGUUGCAUCUCUAAUAUCCACAACUUAAACCAACUUUAUCUUUCAGGUUUUUUUAUCAAAAGAAAGAAAGUAAAGGCCUCCAUGUUUUUUUCUCUCAGGUCUGGUCACCACGUCCUCUUUUCACUUUCUUCUCGUGUUACCGGGUGAAAGUGGUGACCCUAAACGUGAACACUAACUGCCUCUCUGUCUCUUCUAAUGAACGUGCCUUUGCUGUAGUGUGAGUGUUUGUGUGUAAUUGUUUGAUUUUAAUUUAAUGUGAGAUGAUCGUCACACCAGGAAAUGUUUUUUUUUUACUGUUUGUAUUUAUUGACAACAAGAGAAGAUUAAAACACUGAUGAUA
Labrus bergylta (ballan wrasse) is the source of this 1857-nucleotide messenger RNA. It is a transcript of the gene zdhhc12a, whose product is annotated as zinc finger DHHC-type palmitoyltransferase 12a. Gene Ontology annotation, biological process: protein targeting to membrane; peptidyl-L-cysteine S-palmitoylation. NCBI's taxonomy places the organism in Eukaryota, Metazoa, Chordata, Actinopteri, Labriformes, Labridae. Gene Ontology annotation, molecular function: protein-cysteine S-palmitoyltransferase activity. The record is from RefSeq and is a predicted model, not a curated record. Gene Ontology annotation, cellular component: Golgi apparatus; endoplasmic reticulum.